UCGCAAUAUUAAAUUCAAAAAAUCAUAAUUGGAUAUUUUCCCCGAAUCGCACAUUCUUAGUGUGUUGUAUGCCAAAACAUUAAAAUCGACGUCAUUCGCCCUCCAAAAUAAACCGUUUACAUAUCAUGUCUUCUGCAAACUCAAGUUUAUUAUCUCAAAUUUAGAUAUUCGGCAAUCACCCUCAAAAACGACAAUGGAGUAAACAAAUUGUAAAUGACAAUAGAGGUCAUACAGAAGAUCCUGUUCCUGCUUGGCAUGUGGCUGUUAAAAUAACAAAAAUAAGCCUCUGUUCUUGUGACAAACAGUGUCGUGGCACUGAUUGUGUUGUCAAUCCAUUGUCUUAUUGCACACACUGGUGACAAUUCUCUGUAAACUAAUAUUGUUCAUCAUUGAGUCCAUAUUUUUGGUACUGUAAGGUUCUAAUGGGUACCCUAAGAAUAGGGUGAUAAAUAAGCGGAGCAGUACAAUAACAUUUGCUAUUUUGUUAACUUUGACUGUGGAAAUGGAAAAAAAUGCUAACUCUGCUAUACUGUACCGAACCGCACCACUCAGUGGAAAGGCAGACAUAUAAUCAAAUGAUCAGAGAUUUCUUUCCAGUGUUGGAAUGCAGGGAUUAAAGUUCUCCGUCGUUACGACGGAUUUCCGUCAAUUGGAGCGAGUCAUUGACGGAUUUCCGUCAAUUACAGUGUUCCGCUUGUUCUUAAUUUUUUUUCAUGCUCUUUUCCUAAUUUUAAUGCUGUAAAUAUAGGCAUUUCUCAAAUAGUGUAAUAAAUGUCUUAAUUUUAGUUUGAAUAGGUCUUAAAUUAAGAAAAGAAGUGUAUUCAGCCUGCUGAGGAGGAAAAAAAUUUUGUGAUCAAAGCCUGGAGUGGAGCAAAUGCACGUUCCUCUCUCCACUCUAAGCGUUUUAGCAUCACUCCGCUAUGGAUCCACUCCGGGUUUUGGUAUAGUUUCAGAGAAGUACAUGUCAGGCUACGGCUGAGGUAAGUUAUUUAUAUUUAAGAUAGCAUGGACCCAUUUAUAAUGCAGGAAGGCUCCGAUGUUUCGGAGAUCGAAAAAAGUGUAAAAAAUAAAUGGAGAUGGGCUUGGCUUAGCGAAAUUGGGGAGAAUGGCAAGCCUUUUAGUUCGUGGGCAAAAAAAAUUAAACAACCAGGUACGUGUCUUUGCACAGUAUGCCACAGGAAACUUCAAUAUGGCAGUAAUGGCAAAAAAGUGCUAGCUCGCCAUCAGUCAGAAGCCAGUCACAAUGCCGCCGUUCGUGCUCUACAGUACACUUGCUCCCUGCCUGGUGCGACAAGUACCACAACGGAGAUUCAUGCAUCUAUGGCCGACCGUGUGUGCGAUGUAAAAGUGCGCGUAUGUUCUUUCAUAGCGGAGCAUGACCUGUCGUUCACAAUCUCACAACCGCUAGUUAAUUUGAUGCAGUCAGUUGUCAAAGACAAGAGUGCACUUUCAAGAUUGUCAAUGUCUAAUGCACAUGCCUCCUACUUGUGCACACAUGGUAUUGCUGCUUAUUGGAAGUCCGAAUUGUCAUCUAAGCUGAAAACGAAGAUGUUCUCAUUAAAUGUAGAUGAGGCAACAGAUGGAAACAUGGACAGGAUUCUGAAUGUUCUUGUUCGGUACUAUGAUGAAGAUGUGGGAAAAGUGGCAACCCAGCAUCUAGCCUCGAGGAAACUGAAUAUCGCAGAUGCCUUAUCAAUCACAAACACAUUGACAGAUAUUCUCCAGUCAUAUAGCCUGAACUGGAAUCAGGUUGUUGGUAUACUGUUGGAUAACUGCAGUGUGAUGAGAGGGAAAAAGUCUGGAGUAGAGACACUAGUCAGAAGAGAAAAUCCAUCACUGCUGGAUGUCAGCGGAGACACUGUCCAUAUGGUCUCGAAUGCAGCCAAGGCCCUUUUAAAUACUUUCCAGGGAUUUGUGGAACAAUUUUGCUCUGAUGUAUACUAUGACAUUGAAAAAUCACCCAAACAGAAAGAAAUUUUUUCUGAGUUCCAGUCCUUACUUCAUUUGGAGAAUAAGAGCCUAAUACGUCCCAUCAGCAGCAGGUUCCUGCAAAUGUUAGAUGUGUGCAACAGAAUACGGGACCUUAUGGAUCCAUUGACCGUGCACUUCUACAGCGUCCUGUCUUCUCAUGAUCAACACAAACACAGAUGGCUCCUGAACCAGCUUCUUGAUAAGCAUGCAGUUACAUCUGAUGAGAAGGCCAGGAUAAUAUGUCUGCAACAGCAAAUAGCAAAAUCUGCGAGGAUAGGAAGUGAUGUCAACAAAAAACGAAAGACACGCAUCUGUAUGCUUUUUUCCGAGUUCGACAAGCUCACAACCAUUAUUGAUUUGUAUCGAGGUGUACUUCCAACUUUCCAGGUGUUCCUGAAGAAGUUGCAACAUGAAAAGCCCAUGAUUCAUGUGCUGCAUGCUGAAAUGCUACUGCUGGUUAGGGAACUUCUCUCCAAAUUUAUGAAGCCUGAAACUAUCCCUUUGAGUGCAAAUGGCUUGUUGAAGCUUAAUGUUCACCAGAGAGACCUGCAGUACACUGACAAAAGGUUGUCUGUGGGAAGAUUCAGCUUCUUUGCCUUAAACAAGGCUAGAGUGGAAAAGAAGCCCUGGGUGCAGAAGCUCUACAGUUCUCUCAGAGAAGGCUACAUAAAGGCAGCAACAUUCCUCCUGAAAAACCUGCCCCUCAACAACAUCAUCAUCACCUCUUUAUCUGCGUUGACACCAUCAUUGAUUCUCCACGAAUCAGUCCAAGGUGCAUUCAACACCUUGGCCAAGGCCUUGCCAAAUGCUGUGAAGUCAGAAGAGUUGGGUCAACUGGAUGAAGAGGUUCGAGCCUACCAGAUUAAUACAGAUCUAGGAGCACAGGCCAAAUGCUUUGAGGAGAACAAUGCACGAAUCGAUGUUGACUGGUGGAGUAAGAUUUUUGCCAUGAAGAUGACAGGAGGAGGAACGAGGUUCCCCAUCUUAGGGAAGUUGGUAAAGGCUCUUCUGUCAUUGUUCACUGGCCCUCUUGUAGAAGGAUCAUUUAACAUGAUGGAUGAUAUAAUUGAGAAAGACAGGGUUAGGCUGAACAUUGAGACUUAUGAAGGUUUAGCCAUUCUCAAGUCCAACAUGAAGGUAAUGGGCAAAACUGCAUCUAAAAUGCAAAUUACCCCUGCAUUAAGGAGAUUUUGCCUGUCUUCUUAUGAGACAUACCAAAAUCAUCUGAAGAAAAAGAAGGUGAACCUUGACAAUCAAAAGGAAAGGAAACUGAGGGAAGCUGUGAAGGUUCUCUCAGAAGUUAGGGUUAGAAAAGUAAAGAAAGGUUCCACCUCUUAUGUUUGUGCUAAAGCCCCCACCUCUUCCACCCUGGGAGUUAAACGAAUAGCUGCUGCUACAGCCUCCACCUCCUCCACUGCUGGAGUUAAAGGUAAAUCUGCUGCUACAGCCUCCACCUCCUCCACUGCUGGAGUUAAAGGUAAAUCUGCUGCUACAGCCUCCACCUCCUCCACUGCUGGAGUUAAAGGUAAAUCUGCUGCUACAGCCUCCACCUCCUCCACUGCUGGAGUUAAAGGUAAAUCUGCUGCUACAGCCUCCACCUCCUCCACUGCUGGAGUUAAAGGUAAAUCUGCUGCUACAGCCUCCACCUCCUCCACCUCUCCUGGAGCCACUCCUGCACAUGUAGCUAGUCAAACACUAAAACGGGUUUCAGGUGUAGCCAAGCUUCAGGAAUAUGGUUUUACAGCCAAAAAGCAGAAAAAGUGAAAAGCACUCUAGAGGCAUUUGGACAAGAAAAGCACUUUUUGGAAUUUAGUGGUGGUGCUGUUACUUUUUUUUUGCUGUUAAUUAUUAAUAGUUUCACAAAACAUUGUUUGGUGUUAUAAGAUACAUAAAACAUGCACUGAAAAUACACUUUUUGAAAAAGCACUUUUUGGAAUUUAAUGGUGAUGCUAUUACUUUUUUUCUGUUCAUUAUUAGGAGUUUCACAAAACAUUGUUUGGUGUUAUAAGAUAAAUAAAAAUAUGCACUGAAAAAAACACUUUUUGAAAAAGCUCUAUUUUGAAUUUAAUGGUGGUGCUAUUACUUUUUUUCUGUUAAUAUGAGUUUCACCAAACAUUUGGUGUUAUAAGAUAAAUAAAAACAUGCACUGAAAA
Molecule: messenger RNA, 4124 nt
Organism: Danio rerio (zebrafish)
Lineage: Eukaryota; Metazoa; Chordata; Actinopteri; Cypriniformes; Danionidae
Source: RefSeq, a predicted model, not a curated record